Molecule: messenger RNA, 6051 nt
Organism: Symbiodinium necroappetens
Lineage: Eukaryota; Dinophyceae; Suessiales; Symbiodiniaceae
Source: the annotation of a GenBank genome assembly
AUGGCUUCGAGCAGGUGUUGCAGGCCCUGGACCAGGCUUUCAAGUACGACUCGCGAGUGGAGGUAUUUUUACGGUGGGGCACGCCGCCCCGAUCAGUCCCUUUUGGCUUAUUGUGCUGACCACCGUGAGGCGUUGAGGGAAGUCCAGAAGCAUGGGAUCAAAAUCCCACCUGAAGUGGAUGGAUACAUCUUGCUUCGCCGUUCCGGCUUGACGAAUGAACAGAAGCAGUUGAUUCAAUCCCAGGUUGGGGCAGACAUGUCUGCCAGCAAGGUCGAGGAGCACAUGUACUUUUUGCUUGGCUCAUCUUCAGGAGUAUGGCGUCGAGCUACGGGUCACGCCCAUGCUGCUGAGGACGAGCUCGGCGAAGAAACCUGGGAGGAUGAGCCCAACUACGCUGACUACGCCUAUUAUGAGGACGAGGCCUGGGAAGCAGACGAGCCGACGGUUGAAGAAGCCGAUGGUGAUGCAGAACAGGCCCUUUAUGAGGACGAGCCCACUGAGGAAGAUGAGAAUCUAGAGGAGGCAUAUGCUACAUACCUUGAUGCUAGGAAGCGCCUGGCUGAGGUGAAAGCCAGUCGUGGGUAUUAUCCUGUUGUUGCCCUUGUGCCUGGCUCCGAGCCGAGUUCCUCACAGCUUCCUUUGUCUUACUCGAAUGCCGCCUCUAAGGGGAAAGGCCGCUCAGCAGUGUUUGCGCUGCGGACAGUACGGCCACUGGGCAUCGCAAUGUCCUUCACCUGCCAACGCUCGUUGCCCGUGCGCGUGCCAAAUCGUUCGUGCAUUUCGUUUGAGUGUGCCGUCUCGCCUCGUGUGGCUGGAGACUCACCGCCCGUUUGCGUGCCGGAUCGUGUGCUGCAUUCCUCCGUCACGUGCCUGACAGGUGCCGCCUUCGCCGUUGACUCGUCAGGUCCACCUCCCUUGUUUGCCCAGCAAGAUGGCGGUGCAUCUGCUAUGUUAGGUGGCCACAGGCCUGUCAUGGAGGCCAUUGAGCACUUGAUCAGCCGAGGUGUGCCCGAAAGUCGCUUUGAGUUUUCUCGUGUGGACAAGACGUUUCGUUUUGGUGGCGAUGCCUCGGGCCAUGCCAGUUGGGCAGUACACCUGCCUGUUGUGAUUAGCCGCGUCCCCGGCCGUUUGCAGACCUUCAUUGUCGAAGGCGACACGCCGAUCCUCAUCGGACGUCCUGCUAAGGCUCUCCAAGUAAAAACCGACUUCGAGCGGGACCUGUGCAGUGUUUUGGGAGCUGAGUUCAGCGCUGCCACUCUGGGGGAAAGGGGUGAGUUCCUCUUACGCCUGGACGAUGGCCUUGAUGAAGAUACUCUCCUGCAGCCACUUGCUUUUGAUCUGAUGACCGAUGAGAUCGCGACUGAAAUGUCGGCUACAGCCGCUCCUUCCUUCAACACCUUGUCUGAGUACCUUGCUGAUACAGGCCGUCCUGGACCUGAAGUUGCCCACACCGUGGUCUCAAAUACAGGGGCCAAAACUGGACCCCCACAAACCCCCAUUUUGGAGCCGAAACUGGGGGUUUGUCCGGGUGCACCAGACCAUGCGUUGGGCCAGUCAGUAGCUGUCGAUACUGACUUCUGCUUGCCUAUCCCAGCGAAGCUUUUCAAGUCUCUCGAAAUUGCUGCCCGCCAGGCUGCGAAUGCCGAGAACUCAGUGAUUGAGCAAGCCCUGUGGACUUCUCCGUCAACUCCUAUGGUCUUUUGGGAGCUCUACUCAGGUGACGCGGGCCUUUCCCAGGCUAUGGAACAGCUCGGUUUUCAGGUUCGCACCUUUGAUCUUCCCGAGUGGGACUUCACGAAGGCUCGCCACCGCAGCCGCCUGUUGGAUUUGUAUGAGAGUGAGCGCCCUCAUGUGGUGUGGCUAGCCCCUCCAUACCAUAAGUGGAGCCCCCUUCAGGAGCUGACAUCUCGAGAUGCCGGUCAGCAAGAGCUGCUUGACAUUGAGCGGUGCCGUCACCAUGCCAGUCACCUCCGCCUGUCACGGCGUCUCUUUCGCCUUCAGCUCGCUGCUGGCCUUGUCGCUGUCAUUGAGCACCCUCUCAAAAGCCGUGCUUGGACGACCCCGGCCUUCAGCACACUUGGUGGUUACCAGGUUGUGAUUGAUCAGUGUGCUUUUGGGGCAUGUUUGCCAGACGACAAAGGACGCCUACAGCCCAUUAGGAAACCGACCCGUCUGCAGGUGACCACUCUUGCCCUGCAGGAGGCCUUUGCACCCUGCCACUGUCCAGGCCACCGCUUUCAUUUGCCAGUUGUAGGCUUCUCUCCUCGGUUUGGCUCCCGUGCCGCUGGCGAUUAUCUACAUGCCAUGUGCUGUCACAUUGCCGUCAUUUUGCAGCAUGCUUUGUUGGGUGCCGUCAGUGUGUCCCCUGUAGGCACAACCUCGGAUACCGCCUUUGUUCAGGGUGACGGCACCGGGCCCGAUGGUGACGAUUUGGGCUCGGUCCCUGAGCCUGCUGAGUCGGCUGCUCCCGCAGCCCCUCGACACCACAACAGUGGUGUUCUGCAACGCCUCUUGGAGGAAAGACCGGCCGAGGCCAAGCGCAUUGCUGCGCGACUUCAUAAGAAUUUGGGGCACCCGUCUGCCGAGCAGCUUGUACACCAGUUGCGUGCCCGUGGCGCAUCGCAGGCUCUUGUUGAGGCGGCCCAGGCUCAUGUGUGUCCCGUGUGUGCUCAGCUGGCUGCCCCAGCUCAAGCUCCAAAGUCGGCUCUUCGAAGCGCCAGUCGGCUGAAUGAGCGAUUGCUUGCUGAUACCAUGUGGGUCACCCUGCCGUGUGGGAAGACUGUUCCGGUGCUGUCUAUGAUGGAUGCUGCCACUCGUUACUUGGUUGCCCGGCCUCUUCACACAGAAUCGUCUGAGCAGUUCCUCCGUGCGUUGGAGCGCGGUUGGAUCAAGCUCUUUGGUGCUCCAGCCGCCUUGCAGGUUGAUGCGCAUCCUUCGUGGUGCUCUGCGUCGGUGCGGGAUUGGGCCACUGAGCACAGCAUUGAGUUGAUGAUUAGCCCUGGUGAGGCUCACAGCCGUUUGGCACAAGUGGAGCGCCGCCACCAAGUCCUUCGUCGUGCCAUUGACGUUUUCCUUGCCAGUGCUCCUGGUGAUGGUGAUCUCGAUGCUUUGCGUCAGGCCUUGGACUUUGUUGUUCCUCAGCUUAACCGCACGGUGUCCGUUCAAGGUUUCUCUCCAACUCAGUGGGUCUUGGGUUACCAGCCUGAACUGCCCGGUUUUCUUCUGGAUGAGCGUGUGAAUCCGAGCCACCUGGAUCCCUCUGAGUCGUUUCGCCACGGACUUGAGUUGAGAGCUCUAGCCUCCAAAGCCCUCACCGAGGCUGAUACGGAUGAGCGUCUGCGGCGGGCCUUAUUGCGUCAGACUCGGCAUUCCAAGGCUGUGUUUCGUGUUGGCCAGCGCGUUUUCUACUACCGGGAUGGCUCUGGAGUUGGGCCACGCAUCCGCUGGAAAGGCCGCGCAAUGGUUGUGAUGAUUGAGCCGGACAGCCGCACUGGCCGUCAAAGCGUUGUCUGGAUAACUCAUGGUGCCCAGCUCCGCCGAGCUGCCCCGGAGCAUCUUCGUACUGACAUGUUGGAUGUCCCCCUUUCCUCUGAGUCUCCGGGCCAAGCGCUGGAUUCUCUUCGUGGCCGUGGCACCACUACCUACUUGGACCUAAAUCGUGUCAACCGUCGCUCGAGAGAUGAUAUAGUGUCCGAUGAUGAAGCUGAGGAGUAUGAGCUUUCCGAGCCAAGCGUGCAAGACGAGGCCAUGCAGCCUCAGCUGUCGAUGCCACCCUCUGUUGCCGAGCCGGGCGGUGAGCCGGACCCGGUCCAGGAUCAGCUUCACCCGACCUUUGCCUCGCCCGCUGCUGGCCUUGAAACCUUUCAGCAGCGCCGUGCCCGAGUCGAUCGUCAGGAGACCAUCUCCUAUCAACCUCCGGCGGCCGAGCUGCAUCCUGCGUUUACUCCUCCACGUGCCCCCGAAACUUUUCAGGAGCAUCGCGCCCGAAUCGAUCGUCAGGAGACCAUCUCCCAUCGAGUUCCGUUUUACGGUCCGACUCGGCCAGUCACUGCCCGCACUACGCCUUACGCUCCUGACCGGGCCUCUGCUUCGGAGGCCGCUUUCGCCUGUGACGUGCUUCCUGAAUCUGGCGUUCGCCUUCCCUGUGGCUGGACCUAUAACGCUGAAGGAUAUCUUUCCCUUGGCGCCAUCGCUGACCAGUGGGAGCUUUCCGGCCGGCAUCUGGUGCGUCGACACUUUGUCGCCCGCUCCUCCUUGUUUUCUCCUUCUUCCCCCGGUGACUGCCCGGUCCCCGUGCAGAUGCUUGUUAAGGGUCGUACCACUUUUCGUGGCAACCAUCGCCACGAUGAUCGUUGGCGAAGUCGUUCUGUUGCUGAGCCGACGGGCCGAAGUGACGAUGACCAAGUCCUGUGGACUGGCCGCACUGUCUUCAAAAUCCAGCCCCGUUUUGUUGAGGAGGCUCGUGCUGCUUUUGUCGCUGCGUCCGGCGGCCACACUACGCACGCGGCUCCUGUCCGUAAAGACAACUUGAGUGAACGCACCAUGGGCUUGAGCGACCUCUUGAGUUUCCAAGAAGCCAAGCGCAGAGAACUUUCCAGUUUCUUUCAGAACUCUGUGUGGGAGUUUGACACAGAGAGCAGUGCUCCAGCUGGCCGCAUUCUUAAGGCACAUUUCAUUCUGAAGUGGGGCAAACAUCCGGAUGGUUCGCCACGAGCCAAGGCGCGCCUCAUCACCCAAGGUUUCAAAGACCCUGAUGCCUUGAACGGCCUGGUUGACCGCACCUCUCCUACCUUGACCCGCCUGGCUCGUCAUUGCAUGCUAUCCCUAGCUGCCACCUUGGGGUGGGAUGUCUCCACCGGUGAUAUCACCACAGCCUUCUUGCAAGGCAAACCUUACGAUGGCCAGCGUACGUUGUGGAUUCGGCUACCGGCCGAUGCUCGCAAGAUGCUCGGAUUGACUGAUGCCAAGGCUCGCCUCAAAGACACUUUUGCAUUCCGGGAGUGGCACGAGGGCGAGCGUUCAGUGGAGUACCUUGGCUCGCAAAUUGAGUGCCUGCCCGACGGCAGCACCAAGUACCAUCAGGCUAAGUACCUAGCCAAGCUUCACCCGAUCACCGUUGACAAGGUCAGGGCUGCCUCUCCUGAAGAACCCGUUACUGAGAAAGAGCGCACAAAGCUCCGGGCCCUCCUUGGUGGACUCCAGUGGGCUGCCACACAGUCUACUCCUCACCUGCAGCCUCACACCUCAAUGUUGGCUGGCCAAACCACCAAGGCCACUGUUGCCACCCUUGUGGCCGCCAAUAAGGCCCUUCGUUUUGUCAAAGCUAAUUCUGAUGUUGGCUUGUGCUAUCAAUACUUGGGCCCCUUCUCGGACCUUGUGCUGGUGGCAUACAGUGACGCUUCCUUUGCGUGCCGCGCCGACUUGUCGAGCCAGGGAGGGUGCCUUGUGACUCUGUGCCACAAGGAUGCCAUGCAGAAAGGCACGGCUUGUGCCUAUCACGUGUUGGACUGGCGCUCCUUUCGCCUGCCUAGGGUUGCUCGCUCCACCCUGUCGGCGGAGGGCCAGGCCGCCGCUGAGGCAGCAGAUGCUUUGUACUUCACCUCCCUGUUUCUGAAGGCUUUCUUUGAGCCUGGCUUGGACUUGGCCUCACCUACUGCAGCAAGACUUGAGCACCCGUCGGCCCUCGUUGUUGAUGCUAAAGCACUUUACAACCUGCUGGUCAAGGAUGAACUGCAGACCGCCCUUGGCGCUGAGAAGCGCACGGCUGUCGAGGUGCUGGUGACGAAGCAGAAACUUCGAGAAGCAGGUGCUACUCCUCGUUGGGUGAGUUCUGAGCGUCAGCUCGCUGAUGGGCUUACAAAGGAAAGUGCCACCCAGUUACUCGCUGACCGGCUGCGCACUCACAAGAAUCGUCUGACGGAUGACCUCAGCUACGAAGCUGCCCGAAAGAAAGAUCCGGAGCGUCGCCAAGCAUCGGCUCAGGAGUUUGCUCUCAGUAGGCCGCUGCCCCCUGUGUGGCGCGACUCUGCCUUCGGUGACCGUGCCGUCUAG